CCAUGGAUGCCAUAAACAAGAUUUAUUCGUCCGUUUCACAAACGGUCUCCACCCUGUCAGCAGUAUUCCUGGGAAAUCCGCUCACGAAAGAUUAUGAUAUCGCUGAGCAUAUUGGUUCUGCUGGCACAGAAUUCGUCUGGAAAAUCUACACCGGCAGCAAACGCUCCACGAAGGAGCCAGCCUCGAUAUUCGUGUUCGACAAGAAACAGCUAGAACCCUUCACCAAAGAUGAACGGGAGGAGAUCUGUGAAAAUAUUCGGCGUGGGGUGGUACAGCUGACGAAGAUACGUCAUCCGCAGGUGCUGACGGUGCAGCACGCGAUGGAAGAAAGUCGCGAUACGAUCGCAUUCGCCACCGAGCCCGUAGUGGCCAGCUUAGCCAAUCUGCUCGGCAACACAACGAACGUCUCCAACACGGGAUUGCUGUCCGAUUACAAACUGUCGGAGUUUGAUACAAAGUUUGGUAUCUUUGAGCUGGUAAAGGGCAUUCAGUUUUUGCACGACGAAGCACAGCUGGUACAUCGGCAUCUCUGCACGGAGAACAUCAUCGUAAACAGGCAGGGCGUGUGGAAGCUGUUUGGGUUUGGGUAUUGUUGGAGCAAACGUGCCCCGGGAACACCGGUAGCGAAUCACUACUUCAAAAGCCGUCUGCUGGGCAAUCCGGCCUCAAAAUGGACCGCUCCCGAGCUAAUAUUGGAAAACAGUUGCAACGAUUCUACCGAUAUUUAUUCCUUAGGUAUACUAAUUUAUACCAUAUAUUCGCGAGACAACAUUCCAUCACCGGACGCCUCGUCCGAUCUGUACGGAUACAAACAAUCCGUUACAAAGCUUAGCAAUCAGGGUCCACCGAAGCUUACCGCAAUUCCUGAAACGUUGCGCUCGGAGGUGAAGAAAAUGCUUAGCGUUAAUCCUCAGGCUCGACCGACACUGCAGUCGUUAAUACAGAUUUCGUACUUUUGUGACAACUAUGUGCAAUGUUUAGACAAUUUAGAAACACUAUUCCCUAAGGAUAAUUUAGAAAAGUCAGAAUUCUACAAACGACUCGCUCACAUCAUUGGCGAUUUUCCGCACCGUGUAAGACUGUACCGCAUCCUUCCGCUGCUAGUUAAAGAGUUCGUUAACUGUUCCAUGAUUCCGUUCGUGCUCACAAACAUUCUGACCAUCACGGCCAGCUGUACGCGGGCGGAAUAUAUGCAGCACAUCAGCUCACAUCUGCGGCCAGUAAUGCUGCUCGAUGAACCGGUUCAAAUUAUGCUUAUAUUCUUUCAAAAUCUCGAAGUACUGCUAAAGGUGUGCCCCUCGGAAGAGAUACGGGUCAGUGUGUUACCGCUGGUUUACAAAGCGCUCGAAUCGAAAGCCCAACAGAUACAGGAGCUUUGCCUUUCGAUCAUCCCGUCGGUGGUUGUGCAUUUGGACAAGAGCACGAUCAAGAGUGGUCUGGUGCCGCGUAUCAAAACGCUUUGCUCGGGUACAAACUUGGUGUCGGUACGGGUGAAAUGUUUGCUAUGCUUGGGUCAGCUAGCAACGAAAAUUGAUAAGUGGGUAAUGAUAGACGAUAUUGUGUCGUACCUGCCGUCCGUCAACUGCCGGGAGCCGGCAGUCAUUAUGGCGAUUGUUGGUGUCUACAAAGUAUCGUUCUCAACGGAUGGUCUAGGAAUACCUAAGGACGUGCUAGCUUGCAAGGUUCUUCCACAUCUCUUCCCGAUGACGAUCGUGAAUGGGCUUUCGUUGCAGCAGUUUAACGCGAUCAUUGCACUGAUCAAAGAGUUCACUCGCAAAAUAGAGGAAGAGCAGGGUGAUAAGCUGGGCAGCAAAACACCAAUGUCUUCGAGCGCCAGCAGCUCUAGCCUGCAGGACAAACAAUCAACACCACAGCAAUCCGAAUUAGGAUUUGGGAGUUCCGAUUUUUACGGCGAUUUUAUGCAAUCGCCCACGACAGCUACGAGUAAAGCAGCACCGCAACCGGUACAGCAACGGCCGAUAUCGUCUCCAAUGCAGCUGAAACCACUACAACCACAAACCACUUUAAACUGGAAUGUUCCACCGGUGGCAACGACGGCAAAGGAAAACAGCAUCAAGUACAAUCUUUUCACACAGCAGCAAAAUUCCUCCACCAUGCAGAAUCGUACUAAAGACACACCGCUGGCGCUACCACCACCGGCAAUUGCGAUGCCAAUGAUGUCCCCGGCACCGAUGUCAUCAAACAUGUGGACGAACAGCAAUGGCUCCUCAUCGUUGCCCACGAAGAAGCUCGAACUUACUUCCACAACAAACAACAAUCCGUACGGACAGCUACAACCACUAAUCCCUACUCCAUCCCAGGCAGGUAAAAUGUCCGCCAAAUCAAGCACCAGUCCGAUGCUUUCGAAGGAGGAUAUUAUGGAGUUUUUACAAAAAUAA
This is a messenger RNA of Anopheles maculipalpis, 2399 nucleotides long. Its product is annotated as SCY1-like protein 2. The transcript is spliced from 6 exons. Gene Ontology annotation, biological process: protein phosphorylation. Bases 3 to 2399 code for a protein of 798 amino acids. NCBI's taxonomy places the organism in Eukaryota, Metazoa, Arthropoda, Insecta, Diptera, Culicidae. The record is from RefSeq and is a predicted model, not a curated record. Gene Ontology annotation, molecular function: protein kinase activity; ATP binding.